Lindgomyces ingoldianus is the source of this 960-nucleotide messenger RNA. Its product is annotated as putative cyclase. The transcript is spliced from 4 exons. The coding region runs from base 1 to 960 and encodes 319 amino acids. The record is from RefSeq and is a predicted model, not a curated record. Gene Ontology annotation, molecular function: arylformamidase activity. NCBI's taxonomy places the organism in Eukaryota, Fungi, Ascomycota, Dothideomycetes, Pleosporales, Lindgomycetaceae.
AUGGCUUCCAGAAAGAUGACAAGAGCAUAUCCGAAUUUUUUAGAAUUACCUCUGGAUCCGUCACAUCCUCCGUAUACGGCAUGGGGACUUUGGGGCAUGGAUGAUGAGCUUGGAACGCUGAACCACCUUACGCCAGAGAGGACAGUAGCUGCCGCGAAGGAAAUCAAGACAGGUCGCCGGUUCGGCAUCAACUGGGCACUGGAACAGAUGGACUACACCGGAGGCUUUCGGGAGACAAUCAAGCAUGAGAUUUUUGAAAUUGGAAGGAACAUGAACGAUGACCGCAUAACAUUCAACACUCAAACAAGUACACAGUGGGAUGGGCUAAGGCAUUGGGGGUUUGACGAUGGGAAGUUUUACAAUGGUUUUACGCAAAAGGAGAUCCUCGAAAACAAGACUUCACGCCUAGGCAUACAAGCUUGGACACAGGAAGGCAUCGUUGGAAGGGGAGUUCUGAUAGACUUCGUUUCGUUCGCUGAACGUAACGGGAUCAAAUACGAUCCACUAGAGUAUUAUGCCGUACCAUUAAAGGUUGCAAAACAGAUUGCAGCGGAAUGCAAAUUCGAGUUUCAGGCUGGAGAUAUUAUCCUUCUUCGCACUGGUUUCACUACCGCGUUCGAGUGCGCAAGUAUGGACAAGAAGAAAGAAGUCAUGGCAAAGUCUCCCUUCCAAUAUCCAGGGUUUGAGAGCAACUUCGAAGUUCUGGGGUGGCUCUGGGAUACCCAAAUUGCUGCUGUCGCAGGUGAUUGCCCUGGAUUUGAAGCAUGGCCUCCAUCAGAGCAUGCAAUGCAUCAAAUCCUGCUCGCUGGAUUUGGGAUGCCGAUUGGAGAGAUGUUUGCACUCGACGAGUUGGCGAAGGAAUGUGAGAAGCAGCGGAGAUGGACAUUCUUUUUGGCGAGUGAACCGCUGAAUGUGAAGGGAGGCGUUGCGAGCCCACCAAAUGCCUUGGCUAUUAUGUAG